AUGACAGAUGCAAACAAAACGACAACAUUGGGUGAAUACCUGCUAACCCGAUUAGUACAAAUCGGAGCACAAAAGAUUCAAGGUGUUCCGGGAGAUUUUAAUAUGGGUUUCUUGGAUUUGAUUGAAGAUCAUAAAGUGUUGAAGUGGGUAGGAAAUUGUAAUGAAUUAAAUGCUGCUUAUUCGGCAGAUGGUUAUGCACGUACAGCAAAGACCACAACAACAAAACAACAAGAUAAAAGUGAUUUGCAUUCUCAUAUGAAUAGAGUUGGUGUCGUGGUUACAACUUUUGGUGUGGGAGAAUUGAGCGCACUGAAUGGCGUUGCAGGUUGUUUCUCAGAACGUAUUCCUUUGGUACAUAUCGUCGGUGUACCUUCAACGGAAGCACAGGGCAAUCGUGCUUUAUUGCAUCACACUUUAGGAGAUGGUCGCUUUGACGCUUUUGAAGAAAUGUCAAGAAAGAUUUCAAUCUCUCUAGUGAAAUUGGGUGACUAUGCUUCAGAUGGAUCGGGUGCCGUUCGGGCUCUUGAUAAGGUGCUAGCAGAAGGAGUCAAACAAGCAAGACCGGUUUAUGUGUCUUUGCCAACAGACUUGGUUCACUUGCAGGUACCCAAAGAAGCCCUGGAGAAACCUCUCUCCUUGCAACUACCCAGGAACGAUCAAGAUGCAGAGAAGAAUUGCUUGGAUGUAAUCUUGGAACAAAUCAACAAAGCCAAAGAUCCGAUCAUCAUUGUUGACGCAUGCGCAAUCCGACACGGGGUGAUCGAAGAAACACUAGAAUUGGUAAACGCAAGCGGAUAUUCCGUUUUCUCCACACCGAUGGGUAAGAGUGCCAUCAACGAAACCCACCCUCAAUUUGGUGGAAUUUACGUCGGAAGCAAUACGGUGAAAGAAGUGAAAGAUCGUGUAGAGUCUGCUGAUCUUUUGAUUCAAGUUGGUAGCUUGUUGAGCGAUUUCAAUACGGCCAAUUUCAGUUAUCGUACACCCAGAAGUGCAACGAUUGCAUUGCAUUCCAAUCGAGUUGAAACUGGAUUUGCAACAUUUGAAGGCGUUCGAAUGAAACAAUUGAUGCCUAAACUUAGUGCUGCUUUGAAAUCAAAAAAGGAUGCCAGAUUGACUUUUACGGAGAAACAUUUGCCUAAAGUCGACAACAUCCUGCCAACACGCGAAGAAGAAGUUCAAUUGGGUGCAGGAUCUCCUGAUGGAAUCUCUCAAGCAUACCUUUGGCCAAGGGUUGGUCAAUUCUUGAAAUCAGGCGAUCAACUUUUGGCCGAAACGGGAACGAGUUCGUUUGGUUCAUUGUCUAUCCGAUUACCCUCAAAUUCACUUCCAUGCUUUCAUUCUCAAAUUUUGUGGGGUUCAAUUGGCUGGGCUCUGCCGGCAUGUUUGGGAGUUUCAUUAGCCACGAGUGAAGAAAACAAAAAGUCAAGAGUUGUGUUGUUCAUUGGAGAUGGUAGUUUCCAAUUAACCGCACAAGAAAUUUCAACGAUGGUACGUGAAGGAUUAGGACCGAUCAUUUUCGUUUUAAGUAAUGAUGGAUAUGAAAUUGAAAGACAAAUUCAUGGUCCUGAAAGAAGGUAUAACAAUACCGCUCGUUGGGAUCUCAAGGCAUUCGUUGAAACGUUUUCAGAUGUCAACAAAACUUCCGACAUUCAAUCUUCCAAACAGAAAACUGAAAUGAAAGAAUCUCAUGUGAAAGAUGUUAAACAGAGUAAAGUCCGCUAUGACUGUGUACGAACAAAAGAUGAAUUGGACGCAUUACUCAAAACUGAUGAAAUGGCAAAAGGCGUUGCAGAAGAAGGUCGAUCAACUUUACGUUUAGUUGAAAUCAUAAUGGCAAGAGGUGAUGCACCAAAAGCAUUAUUAGGUCAAGCUCAAGCAACACAAAAAUCAAACAGUUACGAAUAAAAAUAAGAAAUUUGUAAUUUUGCAUGUUUAUCUUUUUGCUGAAGCACGCAAAAAAACAAUAUAUGAUAUAUAUGAUAGUUGAUAUGAAUGAUUGUUUGCAAGAGUAUAAUUCGAUUUGACAAUCAACGUAAAUUCGAAUCAUACACAUGUAUGUAUGUAUAUAUGGAAUAGGGGUUUGUCUGUGUGAACAGCAAUCAGACAAUCAAAGAAUGCCAUUCAGCGAGAAUCGAAAGGAGAAAAAGAGGGAUGCAGUUGCGGUCGAAUGGUGGAUUGCAUGUAAGAGAGUAAAG
Messenger RNA from Meira miltonrushii, 2195 nucleotides. RefSeq names its product putative PDC1-pyruvate decarboxylase, isozyme 1. Gene Ontology annotation, molecular function: magnesium ion binding; carboxy-lyase activity; thiamine pyrophosphate binding. The transcript has a single exon. The record is from RefSeq and is a predicted model, not a curated record. NCBI's taxonomy places the organism in Eukaryota, Fungi, Basidiomycota, Exobasidiomycetes, Exobasidiales, Brachybasidiaceae. Bases 1 to 1905 code for a protein of 634 amino acids.